AUGGCAAUCGACCAAAUCAAGAAGCGUCUUAUGGAGGAGACUGGCCUUGUGCUGAAUCCACCGGAGCGCCUUGACCUUCGACCAGAGGAAGAAAUCAGAGCUCAGCUCAACAGUCAUGUUCCUGUUCAGUCGGAGAAAAACGUUUGGGCCUAUUGGGACAAGGGUUUUGAUGCCAUGCCAGCGUGGAGACAGAGAAAUGUCAUCGACUGGAUUAGACGUAAUGGCAAGCGCUGGGAUGUACGAGUGCUAGAUAUAGUGCCUAGUUCACCCAACCAUAUCAGUCGUUUCAUCGAUUCUGCAUACUUCCCAGCUGGAUUGUAUGAGGGCCUUUCUUCUGACGGUCAACACGCCCAAGCGAUCGCGGAUUUUUUCCGCAUUUCAACUGUUUACCAGCACGGUGGUGUCUACAUGGACGUUGGAAUCAUGCCUAUCCGCGAUCUCGAUGACAUCUGCUGGUCUACUUUAGAAGAUCCUAGUUCACCCUAUCAGGUUUGUGCAGUGAUGGUGGGCAAGAUUGCCCUUGUCAAUUAUUUCCUCGCUGCACGCAAAGGAGACCCCUUCGUCCAUAGAUGGCUGCGACUCUUCCUGGAAGUAUGGGGUAAUCGUGAAACCGCCAAAGGGAUUUGUCAUCACCCACUUAUCAGCCACCUCGGGCUGAUCAAAUCUCCCAUCUUCCCACCAACUACUGACUGGGAAGAAUUGACUGAUUAUGGUGCAAUUACCCAAUGCUGCGCACGGGUGAAGGACAACCGUGAACCUGGUGAGGAUGGAUUUGAUGGGCCAGCAUACUUCCAGAAGCAUUUCUUUGUCUUGCCUGAUGUCCCAGAGUUUGCUGGUCCUGAGCUCAGUGCAUCCGACUUCCGGAAGGCCCUGCUGACCCCUUACAGCCAGGAUGAAAAUGCCUCUGAGACAGAGAAGAAGGAUCAAGAGGAGGCCUCCCAGCUUGUGCAUAGCACUUUGGCUGGCAAGUCUGCGUAUAAGUUCUACUCUGGAUUCGCUAAAUUUGGAGUGAAGGGACUAGCAGCAAAGGUCUGGGAUCAGCCAGAACAUGCAAACGAAGAAUCUCUGCCUGGAACAUGGGGUGAAGUGUUCCGAUAUGGUACAGUUCACUUCCGCCAGACAAGAACAGUCGAACCGAUUGUAGUUCCUCAAAUUACACCUAUCACGGAAGUUGGACUGUUUGAACCUGUUACAAAGGUUUAA
Penicillium taxi is the source of this 1203-nucleotide messenger RNA. RefSeq names its product glycosyltransferase. Gene Ontology annotation, molecular function: glycosyltransferase activity. Bases 1 to 1203 code for a protein of 400 amino acids. Lineage: Eukaryota; Fungi; Ascomycota; Eurotiomycetes; Eurotiales; Aspergillaceae. The transcript has 3 exons. The record is from RefSeq and is a predicted model, not a curated record.